CAUCUGGCAACGCUAGUCACAUCUGGAUGUUCUUAAGGUUUCCUAUACAAAUCUUUAAAAGAAUACAUUAUUACAGAAAUAUGGCAGAAAAAAAUUUGGUAUUUGUCUAUGGCACCCUGAAAUCUGGAGAACCAAACUAUGAUAUUCUUACUAAUGAAGACAAUGGGAUUUGUAAUUAUAUUGGAAAAGCAAAAACGUAUGACAAAUGGCCACUUGUAAUUGCUUCACGAUAUAAUAUUCCUUUCUUGCUAUAUGCUAAAAAUAAAGGAAAGCAUGUUAUAGGUGAACUGUAUUUAGUAGAUGAUGUAAUGCUUAAAAAAAUGGAUGAAUUAGAAUGCCAUCCAACAUAUUAUGAACGAAAAGAAGAAAAUGUUCAGGUCUUAGAAAGCAAGGACAAAACAUAUUGUACAGAUGGAAAGACUUUAAAGCCAUGGAUUUAUUUCUUGACAGAAUAUAAAUCUUAUAUGAUGGAACUUCCACAUUUAGAGGAAUAUUCAUCUGAAGGAUCUCAUGGCUUAAAAUAUGUUUCAAGGUAUAACAGAACUGGCCCACCAUAUAUUUUAGAAUGUAAAAAUAUUCAUUUUAUUUUAGGGAGUUUUUCUGGUGAUGACGAAGAAAUCGCCACAGGUCAUGCCGAGAGGAAUCUUUCCGAAUCUCUUCAUGAAAUUCAGUAUCUACAUGAAAAUUUCAUAUUUAGUAGACAGAAUGAUUUAAGUAAUUAUGAAUAUUUGAAAUGA
Messenger RNA from Centruroides sculpturatus (bark scorpion), 737 nucleotides. Its product is annotated as gamma-glutamylaminecyclotransferase-like. The coding region runs from base 27 to 737 and encodes 236 amino acids. NCBI's taxonomy places the organism in Eukaryota, Metazoa, Arthropoda, Arachnida, Scorpiones, Buthidae. The transcript is spliced from 5 exons. The record is from RefSeq and is a predicted model, not a curated record. Gene Ontology annotation, molecular function: gamma-glutamylaminecyclotransferase activity.